Molecule: messenger RNA, 805 nt
Organism: Rhagoletis zephyria (snowberry fruit fly)
Lineage: Eukaryota; Metazoa; Arthropoda; Insecta; Diptera; Tephritidae
Product: peptidyl-prolyl cis-trans isomerase H
Biological process (GO): protein folding; protein peptidyl-prolyl isomerization
Cellular component (GO): intracellular membrane-bounded organelle; cytoplasm
Molecular function (GO): peptidyl-prolyl cis-trans isomerase activity; cyclosporin A binding
Source: RefSeq, a predicted model, not a curated record
UAAAAACGGCAUUUCUAGUCUCUCAACGAAAGUAAACAAUUCAACAAAAAGAACAUUGAAGAAAAUGGUUUUUCGGUAAUUAAGUUAAAUAAAAAUCAGAAUUUAUAAGAAUAACCAUUUUAUAAAUACAAUUCAAAAUAUGCCAACUUGGAAUCAAAUUCAGUCGCAACUGCGCAAUCCCAAUAACCCAGUAGUUUUCUUUGACGUAUCUGUUGGAACGACGGAAAUCGGUCGAAUGAUCUUCGAGCUGUUUGCGGACACAGUCCCAAAAACUGCAGAAAAUUUUCGUGAACUUUGCACUGGAGAAUACCGUCCAGACGAUGUGCCCAUGGGAUAUAAGGGAGCUAGUUUUCAUCGUGUCAUUAAAGAUUUCAUGAUUCAAGGUGGUGACUUUGUGCACGGUGAUGGCACUGGUGUAAUGAGCAUAUAUGGUGGCACGUUUUCCGAUGAAAAUUUCACAUUGAAACACGAUUCACCAGGCCUUCUCUCAAUGGCAAACAGCGGAAAAGAUACAAAUGGAUGCCAGUUUUUCAUAACUUGUGCAAAAUGCAAUUUUCUCGAUGGCAAACAUGUUGUUUUUGGUCGCGUUUUAGAUGGCUUAUUAAUUAUGAGAAAAAUUGAAAACGUUCCCACUGGUCCAAACAAUAAGCCCAAACUGCCAGUAACAAUAUCACAAUGCGGACAAAUGUAGAAAGUGUAGUAUAUUAUACAUAAUAUUAAAAUUUUGAUACAUGAUAUCUGUAGUAAAUCUUUGUUUCUUAAGUUGGCAAAAUAAAAUUUUACUAAAACACCUCUUGUUACAAAA